AUGGAACAGCAACACACUAGUGAAUCGCCAGUGAGCAGUGUUGAGUCGACGGCGAAGAGUGUCACGCCAAAGCAACCCGUUGCCAGCAUCUCUCGGGGUAAAAAGGACACUAGCAAUCCACUGAACAACCGUCCAGCAGUGGUGAACACAGUCAUCAGCAGCCCGGACAGCGCUGGGGACACAUCUCCGUCUCAGCCAGAUCCGGACACAGCAGCGGCGACACCGACGGGGGCCACGUUGGGGCCGAAAUCGGACGACAAUCUCAGCAUCAAAUCUUCCGACUCCGUCACCACCAGUGGAGAGUACGAAAUCGUCCCGGAAGCACCGUUGGACGCGCUGCUUGACGGAGCCGACGAAUCCGAUCGCGGACCAACCGCCGGAAGGUCAAAGAACGGAGCACCGUCAGACCCUGUCCGAAGUGCGGCCGACGGGGAGAGCCAGAUUGCCGAUCUUGCCGAGUGUAUUGCCGAAGACGGGCUGAAGAGGGAAGACGGAGCUGGUUUGGCAGUGACCGCAGACACACCACACUCACCCUUUCCUGGCCACCAUCUUCGGAGCAAUGCUGGAGCAGCUAAGACCGCCAUUUCACCGAUACUGAACAUCGAGGGCAACGGAAACAUGAUGGACCUGGAGAAGAACAUGAACGAAGUGAUACACGAGCUGGACGAGGAACGGACGCUGAGCGGGGCCACCGAUCCGAGCUCGUCGGACAAAGCCACUCCGGUUCGAAGUCCGGCCAAGGGCGCUGACGGCGGCCCUCCGGAACGUGCGUCGAAUAGACCGAAAGUUCCGACCUCGCUCCGCCUGAGCCUGCAAAGCAUGCGUGCAAAUGCCACUACUUCCGGUUCGGCCGAAACGACUCCGAACGCGGGCCCCAGCCUGCUGUCGCCGGAUCUGGUCGCCCGUGGCGUGGGACAGUCCGUGUUCUACGAUUGUCUCGACAGCAGUCCGCUGACGGAGAAAAAGGACGACAUGAAACCGGACACCGGCGGCGGCGGUGGUGAUGGUGGUAGCGAAACCGACGAGGAACUGUCCGACAUCGAUCAGGACUGUACCAUCUUCAGCGGUGUCACGUACCUCGGUGCGUCGCGCAUCAACGCGCCAAAGUCGGAGCGAGAGAUCCUGCAGAAGGUAUCGGAGAUGAAUGCGGGCGGCGGAAUGGUACCUUCCACCGGGGGGCCACCGCCCGCCAUCGGUGGCCAGCAUGACAGCAGCCCUCUUGGGCUUAAGGUAUCGGUGAGCGUUCCAACCUGCUCCGAGGGGCUCGUGGUGCUGUACGAUUGCGAAUCGAACGCGGUGGUGGCCACGUAUGAGGUGCAGCGGAUACUGUUCUUUGCUCGCGGCCCGGUCGGAACCAGCGACCAGGCGUGCUUCGCCUUCACCUGGUCCCACGGCGAAUCGCAGGAAACGGCCGUCCACCAGUGCCAUGUGUUCCGGUGCAAUAUCCCGGAAGCGGUCACGCAAGUUAGCACUUGCUUCGCCAAAGCCUUCCAGCGCUUCUUGCCACCGAGCGUGCCGGCGAGCAUGACCACCUCGCUGGCCGACAGCGGUCUGAACGUGAUGUUAGCAUCAGUUACGUCCGACACCGCCGGCAAUCCGAUUCAGUCGGCCAUGUACGAGUUUGCCGUUUCGCUCGAGAUCAAAGAGAAGGAACGCAACGGGUACGUCACCGUGCCACGGGACGUUCGGUCCAGCUUCCGGCUGCGGUGCAAAACUGACAAGGAAGUUUGCAUCACCGUGCGCCAGGUGCCAUCGGAGCAGUUCCCGCCGCUACUGGUCGAACGUUGUUUCGGUGUCCUGCUGAGCCCGGGGAAGAUCGUACGCCAAGCGGACAUGCAGCUGCUCGAUAUGGUCAGCAUGGGCUACGUGAAACCGGCCGACACAGCGGGUGGGGCCGGGACUACAACAGGCCCGGGAACAACUGCCAGUGGCAACGGAAGUUCCUCCACCGCAGCAGCAGCAGCAGCCUCAACGUCGGUGGCCACAAAUUUCUCACAGUUUCCCUACCAAAUAAAGGCCGAGUGGAAGGCACACGCAUUCGAGCCACUCAACACCGAGACACCGAAGAAAGCACUCACCGUGGCCGUCGAUCUGGUCAUCAAGGGUAUCCAGGAGCCGGUGCGGUUCGUAGUCGAAACGUCCGUUUCAAUCCUCUCCCAGAGCGAGCUGCGCAUCGUGCAGAAUCUGUUCACUAACAAACGUCCGCUGCUGUUGCAUUUCUACCUGACGCUACGCGAAAACGGCGAAGGCACCUGGGAGGUGGAUUCGAUUGAUCAUUCGGACGAAAUCGUCGAACCCACGGCCGCCCCAUCGUCGGUUGCAUCGUCUUCGCUGUCGCUCAACUUUAACUUUCGCAAUUGGACGUUCAAAAACUCGGCCAGCGUACAAUCGAUGCAGGAGCUGCAGGAUGAUUCCAGCCCUACCGACUACAGCUCGGACGGGGACGAACCGCUGCUGAGUGGAACGGGCGAGGUGUCGAAGAACUGUUCGGUCGCCCAGCUAGACGAGUGGCAGGGUAUCAUCCUCGAGUGGUACCAGGAUGUGCCGGAGAAGCACCCGAAAGCCCUGGCGGCACUGGUUCGCUCCGGCAUCCCCGAGGCCCUCCGCGGUACGGUGUGGCAGCGGUUGGCGUGUGUCGAGAACCGGACCGAGAUGUUCGACUCAUACCGGGUGCUCAUCACGAAGGAGACAAACUGCGAAACGGUCAUCCAGCGUGACAUCAACCGGACGUUCCCGGCGCACAAAUUCUUCAAGGAAAACGGCGGCACCGGACAGGAAAAUCUGUACAAAGUGUCGAAAGCGUACGCCGUGUACGAUACGGAGGUUGGCUACUGCCAGGGCUUAAGCUUCAUUGCGGCCAGCUUGUUGUUGCACAUGCCGGAAGAGGAAGCAUUCUGCGUGCUGGUGGCAUUGAUGUACAACUACGGUCUGCGCGAUAUGUACAAGAUGGGCUUCGAGUCGCUCUAUCUGCGGCUUUACCAGUUGAACCGUCUGAUGAAAGACCAGCUGCCCGAUCUGUACGAGCACUUUGCCCAGACCGGCGUUGAGUCGCACAUGUUCGCAAGCCAGUGGUUCCUGACGCUGUUCACCGCGCGCUUUCCGCUGUACUUUGUGUUCUACAUCCUCGAUGUGUUUCUGCUGGACGGCAUACCGGUUCUGUUCCAGGUAGCCCUGACGCUGCUGGCCGUUUGCCGGAAGGAUUUGCUUGAGCUCGAUUUUGAGGGCAUUUUAAAGUACUUCCGCGUGACGCUCCCGAAACGGUGCCGCAGCGAGACGCAGGCGAAGCGCCUGAUGAAGCUCUCGUUCGAGUGCAAAGUGAAGAAGCUGCGCAAGUACGAGCUGGAGUAUUUGGCGAAAAGGGAGGAAACGGAACGGAAGGAGCAAGAGGCCAAGCAGUACGAGCAGCGGUAUGGUGAGGAGCGUGCGAAGCUGCAGCAAGAAAUUGGUGGCUUAAACGAGAAGCUGGAGACGAUGGUGCGCGAAGAGCGCAAGAGUUCGGGCAUCAUACAGGACUACAAGCGCAUCAUCCAGCGGCAGGAAGCGGAAAAUGGCAAGCUGCACACCAUGCUCGACGAUUUGACGAAAACGGUGUCCACGUGCAGCAAGUGCUCGUCCAGCAUACCACAAUCCUCGCCACUGCACGCCAAUUAUGGCCGAAACUUGCAACAAGCAAACAGCGUCAACAACAACAAUCACGAUCAUACGCAACAUCCGGACGAUCAGACCGAUGGGCAGCAACCGAACGCUUCCACCGCGAUCGGUGGCCUUGGUCCGUUAGAUCCGCUGCUGAUAGCGACACAGCGAAUACGGGAACUGGAACUCGAGCUGGCUCAAACGAAGCUGGCGCAAGUGGAGGCGGAAUGUAAAAAUCAGGAUCUUCACCAUCAGCUGAACACAACGGUGACGGAACUGCAGGCUACGCGCAGCAGCUGGCAACCAUGGCUCUCGAAAACGCUCAACUCGAUACAGGAGAAGGUGGCCACCACCAAGCGAGAAGCGCAUGGACCAUCGUUCCACUCUUACGCGAAUGCUGAACCUUCCAGCAUAAAAAAUCUUCAUUCCUCCCAAACGACAGCUAGCGCUGCGCAUCUGCCGGCGCGCCCAAAGGCACCGUUGGCACAGCGCCACAGUCUCGCGUUUCCCGCGUCCGGCACGUCGACCACGGCCGCCGACGACGAUGAGGUGACGCGACGGGCCAAGUAUGAUAGCAGCGUCAACGUACUGUACAAGGAUGCGCGGUGCAAUAGCUUGAAGUAGGAUCGGCUCAAAGACGAUCACACAAAAGAGUCCGCAAACUCGAGUCACUCUCGUGUCAUGGGAACGAGCGCGCGCGCGUUUGGGAAACGCAAGCCACAGAUUUUAGUCCAAUCCAAGCCAAGCAUGAGCUUUAGCCUGUAAGAAGUGUACCGAAGGCACGGGAAGAAUGUUCUUGUUGUUUAGAAUGAGUAGUUGAAGGCAAAGCGGCAGAGACACAGAAAGAGAGGCAGUAGUGUGUAGUGGGGUCUCCAUUCUACGAAAACCACAUUUUUCCUUCUUAACAAUAGAGGAGUUUUCAUCUCAAUGCAUUUGCAGUUCACGUUGCGCACUGUUUUAGUUCGAAACAAUCGAAGAAUCUAUUUUCUACUCUCAUUGUUGCGUAAAAUGAGUUUAAAUACCAUGGGAAAAAUUUAUAUUCGCGAAUUGCAACGAAAAAGCGUUUAGGGCGUAUAUUUGAUAUUUCAUUUACCAAUCUCAUCGACAACAGCGUCACUGUUUUCGGAUUUCGAUACUUCGCGUAACAUGGAAUUGUUAUAGUGAAAAGUCACCUUCGAAAUGCACAGGAACACGCGUUGAAAUUUAUAACCCUCUCAAGUACUUUCAUUACCAUGUGAUUAUUUUAUAUUCUUUUUUAAACUUCCCAAAGUGCAAGGAUCUGUUAGAGAGACAUUCCUCGUGAUAGCUGCGCAGAUGAAUUAUUGUUCUGAAUUUUACAAAUUCAAUCUAUUAUCAAUAUAAGUGUUUCGUUCGUCCGUUUUUCUUCGCUAGGCUAUAUACAGCCCUGUGGUGGUUAUAUGAUUUUUCUGCACUGAAUUAAAAUUCUUAGUACAUAACCAGUUUGUUGAUGUUAGCAAAGCGGUGGCAAGCAUUUGCGUAGAAAAGAUUGACAUCAUUUUUGCUAAAUAAUUUAAGUGUUUUUCUCUCUAUAGGAAGCAAACAUGGCAGCACAUUUCAUCGCAUCUUUCGUUCACUCGUUGAGUUGCAUUAAAUUUUAGAACUGUUCGAAGGCGUGGCGUGGAACGUUCUAUUGGUUCUAUUCACCAAUGUAUGCAAGGUGUAUCUGUAUCUCAGCCCUUCGAAACAACAUCCCUCAGCUAGCGCCAUACGAUAUCGUGUAGGAUUCAAAGGGACAUAUGUUUUGUUUUUUAGUUUAUCGGUAGCCAAGCGUUUAAGAUUAGUGACUUCACACGUGCGUAGCAGUAGAACCACAAGAUGGUGCUUUGUUUCGUUUGCCCGCUUUGUAGUACGCCACUCUACGACCGCUCCGCAAAUCGCUCUCGUGGCACAGUGGCAUUGUAGUCAUUGCACAAUCCAACCACCGGUCAGUGUUUGCUUUUUUAGGGAUCCACACCAAACAAAUACUCUCUCCGCGAACGAUCAGCUCUUUGGUGCGUUCGUCGUGUCAGUCAAAGUAUUUAUAAUAAUGCAAUGGUUUCCUUUCUCCCUUCUGUAAUCGAUCGUCUCUUUAGCUUUACGCCGAAAGAGCGUAGCAAAUGGUGCUGGAAAGUUAUCUUGAAAUAUGAAUUCCGAGCAAAGCCCGAUGGCCAACGUGGAGCAAGUGGAGCGAAACAAAUUAAUGAUUCAAAGUAUAUACACACGUACCAUUCACCGUAUUUAUCAA
Messenger RNA from Anopheles cruzii, 5878 nucleotides. It is a transcript of the gene GAPcenA, whose product is annotated as rab GTPase-activating protein 1. The transcript has 8 exons. The record is from RefSeq and is a predicted model, not a curated record. Lineage: Eukaryota; Metazoa; Arthropoda; Insecta; Diptera; Culicidae. The coding region runs from base 1 to 4257 and encodes 1418 amino acids.